AAAUAGGCACUAGGCCUUUAUGUGUAUUGUACACAAUUAGAGAGCUAAGUGAGAGUGUACGAGUACGUGUGUGUUUGUGAGUGCGAGGUGUGUCCUCGUAGAGUUAGAGGUGUGUCCUCCAAGAGCCGUAGUGUUGUGUUGGUGUUGUGUACACCACUGUGUUGUGUAUUGGUGUUUCGUACACUGUUGUUGAGAGUUUAAUAAAAUUCUGUUUGUGUAUCGAUCCUGGAGUACCGCUGAUACCCAACAAGUGGUAUUAGAGCCACGUCGAACCGUGGUGGUUGUUAUUGUAGUUGUGGUCUUUUUCGUGGUGUUUAUUCGUAGGUCGAGAGUAUACUGUAACUCUGCCGGAAUUAGCAGUUGAGGACUGUUGUUGGAGUCGCUACUCUGCCGGAGUUAAUAGUCAGGGACUAUUGUUGGAGUCAUUACUCUGCCGGAGUUGACAGCUAGAGAAUACCAGUACCAGAUGACGGAUUUUCUUGGAGUUGCCAAUAACAUCGAGAAGCUAAAUAGUAACAAUUACGAAAAUUGUUGUAUCCGUAUACAUUAUUAUCUCAUAGGUCAGGACUUAUGGGAUAUUGUUGGAGGAGAGAGCACGACACCACCGACUGGCGACGCGAAGGCGCGAAUGGAGUGGGAGAUGAAAUGCGGAAGAACGAUGUUCGUGCUGAUGGUUGCAGUGGAAGACGAGCAGAUGCAGCGUAUCAGGUCAGCUAAGAUACCGAAGGAGGCGUGGAGGAGGUGUGGGAAAUUUCGAAGACCGCUUUCGCCAAGAAGAACGAAGCAAAGCUGCAGUGCCUGGAGAAUGAGCUAUUCUCCAUCUCGCAACGGGAGCUUAUUGAUGAGGAGGAUCAUCAUCUAUGGUCUAAGACCCGAGUUCACGGGUCUUGUGACUGCCACACGCGGUUGGGCUACGCAGCCAACUCUGGACGAGUUAGAGAAUAUCUUAUCCAAUGAAGAGACCCUGGAUAAUAAGAUGUCUAAAGUAGCUGUGAAGGACUAUGAGGAAGAAGCUCUGUUCAACGGCAACAGAGGUCGCUCUGCCAGAAAUGAUCACUGGCGUAGGAGAGUAGAAGGUGAUCGAGAAUAUCGAUCUACAAGAGACGAAGGUGAUCGUGACUAUCGGCGUAAAGGAGAAGAUGGUGAUGAAGAGGAGAGACGUUCUCAGCUAGGGGGAGCACAACGUAGAGAUGGCCGGAGCAGCGAAUCUCAAAGACGAUUUGAUGGAAUGUGUUAUAAUUGUGGGAAGAAAGGCCACAUAGCCAGGUACUGUCGGUCAGAGAAUAAGCCUGUAGAAAGUCACGCAAUGAUAACUAGCGGGGCAUCACCGGAAGAAGAAGAAUGGGACAUGGAAGCAUUAGCUGUUCUGAGCGACGGAGAGUUGGAAUCCCAGGGAUCCGCUGUUAUAGAAGAAAAAGAUUGGAAUUUUGACAAUUCCAUGCUGAUUACUGAAGACGAAGAGGGUAAUAUUAUUGAGGAGACUUGGGGAGAAGCAAAUGGAGAAAUAAAACUGGAGCUGCUAGAAGUUGAGGAAGAAAUCGACGAGCAAUGUGUGGAGCUUCCAGAAACUUAAGGAGAUAAUGAUGAAGGUGAAGGAAUAAAAAUAUCAGGGGUUGAAGAUGUGCCACUAGAAUUAUCUAGCUCCAUGUCACCGACUUAGUCCUAGGAAUUAUUAAAUUAUUAGGCUUAGGUUGAAGAUGUGCCACUAGAAUUAUCUAGUUUUGUGAAUGUCGGUUGUUCACCGACUUAGAACUCCUAUAAAUAGGCACUAGGCCUUUAUGUGUAUUGUACACAAUUAGAGAGCUAAGUGAGAGUGUACGAGUACGUGUGUGUUUGUGAGUGCGAGGUGUGUCCUCGAGUUCUUGUGAGGUGUGUCCUCCAAGAGUCGUAGUGUUGUGUUGGUGUUGUGUACACCACUGUGUUGUGUAUUGGUGUUUCGUACACUGUUGUUGAGAGUUUAAUAAAAUUCUAUUUGUGUAUC
Messenger RNA from Salvia hispanica, 1981 nucleotides. NCBI's taxonomy places the organism in Eukaryota, Viridiplantae, Streptophyta, Magnoliopsida, Lamiales, Lamiaceae. The record is from RefSeq and is a predicted model, not a curated record.